Messenger RNA from Scylla paramamosain (green mud crab), 3238 nucleotides. It is a transcript of the gene Dbp73D, whose product is annotated as ATP-dependent RNA helicase DDX51-like. Gene Ontology annotation, molecular function: nucleic acid binding; ATP binding. NCBI's taxonomy places the organism in Eukaryota, Metazoa, Arthropoda, Malacostraca, Decapoda, Portunidae. Bases 143 to 2965 code for a protein of 940 amino acids. The transcript is spliced from 8 exons. The record is from RefSeq and is a predicted model, not a curated record.
CCUCUUGGUUCACCUCUGCCUGCCGCCACGCUGACCCGCCCACGCUGCUGAGUUAGAGGCGCCACAGCAAGGGCCUUUACACAGCUGACAGGGGAACACUGCUCGCCAACACAGGCACACUACAGGCUGGGGAGGGAAGGUGAUGGCACCCAUGGUAGUGCUGGGAUCCCAGGAUGCCCUGCCCGGUCGCUACUGGGGCGAGGGGCAGGGGCCAACAGCAAGCCCCAGCCAGGCAUCCAUUCUCCUGGCUCGCAUCAACAGCCGUGCCCGGGAGAGGAAGGCUGGGAGGCUGAGCGUGGGGCAAGGAGAGGAGGAAGGACUAGCAGAGGGGCUGAGUACUCUAAAACACACAAAUCUGGAUGUACAAAAUGUGACACCAAGGAAAGAGACAAAGGGACAGAUGGAGAUGACACCCAAGGAUCAGCCAGUUGAUGCUGCAUCCCCACCCAUUGCUAAGGUGGAGCCGAGGGUGAAUGGAGUGAGAACAGAGGAAGCUUCUUCUUCAGAUAUGGAGACUGUAAAGAAAAAGAAGAGGAAAAAGAAAGAUUCAGAGGGUGAAGAAAAUAAAGGUGUCUUAGAAACUCCAGAAAUACCAGAAGCACUAAAAGAAGAAUGUGCUGGAGCUCCAGUAAUCAAGAAGAAGAAGAAGAGGAAGAAGGAAGGAGAAGAAUCACAGAUAGAUGAGGAAAAUUCACAGUCUGGCAUAGCUGAAACUGAAAAGGAGGAGGCUGAACUGAUAAAGAAAAAGAAAAAGAAGAGACAUAAAGAAAUAGAAAAUAAGGAAGAAAGUAUCAGUGUAAAGACAGAAGAGGGAUGUGUGAUACAGAUAGAAACGGAAAAUAAGCAUGAGGAACAUGUGAAAAUAAAUGGUGAUAAGGUAGGAGACUCUAGCUAUCUCUGUGAAAACCAAAGAAAGAAGAAAAAGAAGAAUAGAGGAGAUGAAGAAAGUGAGAAAACAGUCAGUAAGGAAAUGGAAGACACUCAAACACUCAGCAGCUCACAACAGGAAGAAGACAUUCACUCAAGUUCACCAAGAAAGAAGAAGAAGAAGGACAAGAAACAGGAAUCAAAGGAAGAAACUUUAGAAAAAUCAAAGAGUAAUCAAGAUCUCUCCCCACUUAAGGUGCCAAAAAUUGAGAUCAAAGAGGAGAUAACAGACACAUUAGAAGAUAGACAGACAGGGGUUAGGAUGGAAGAAAACCACACUGACAAUCAUGCAGGAGUAAAUGAAGAGGCAGAAAGGAAGGAUGACAAGAAUGCUAAGAUGGAUAAAAAGAAAGCUAAGAAGCAGAAGAAAGAUAAGAAAAAGAAGAAUAAGAAAGAUAAACUCAAGAAUAGAGAAGUAGGAGGUUUCACUCUCUUGACAGAAGUAGAGGCAACUAAAAGACAAAAGGUUCAGCGCACCCUACCACACUGGCUAGCAAACCCCACAGUGAUUGGCCGAGACCUGAUGGCUGAUGGUGCUCCGGUGGACUCCCUGCCUGGCCUUGAUGCAUCCCUGGUAGACACCCUCAAACAGCAGAAGAUCCAACAGCUGUUCCCGGUGCAGAGGGCUGUAAUUCCUGAGAUCCUGGCCAGUGCUGGACCCUUAUCCUGCAGGUACCGGCCAAGAGAUGUGUGUGUGUCGGCCCCCACCGGCAGUGGCAAGACCCUGGCCUAUGUGCUGCCUCUUGUCCAGGCCCUCAAGAGCCGCACUGUACCCAGGAUACGUGCCCUUGUCCUCCUCCCAGUGCAGGAGCUGGCCACUCAGGUGUACCACGUGUUCCAGUUGUACUGCAAGGGUACCCCAUUGCGUGUUGGUAAGGCAGUGGGCCACUCCACCCUGCAGAAGGAGCAGGCGUCCCUUGUAGUGCACCACCUUGGGUGCCACCACUCCCUUGUUGACAUCCUGGUGGCCACGCCUGGCAGGCUGGCAGACCACCUCAGGAUGACGCAUGGAUUGGAUCUCUCUGCACUAAGGUACUUGGUGCUGGAUGAGGCUGACCGUAUGCUGGCAGCUGAGGGUGGGGACUGGGUGGGCCACAUCCAGCGGGCCAUUGCAGACCACCAGGCCAAGCAGGAGAACCAGCUGCUGCUCCAGCCAUCACUUCAGCGUCUGUUAUUCUCAGCCACACUGUCCAGUGACCCUGAGCAGCUGCAGCACGUCACCCUUCAUCACCCAAAGCUGUUCACUGUGGCUGCCCCUGCUGCAGGUCAGGACAAGUCGGUGGCGGUGGUGAUGGGCCAGUUUGUCCGACCUGCCGAGCUGAGGGAGGAGUUUGUGGUGGUUGAGGAGGAGGUGAAGCCGCUGGCCCUCCACCACCUGCUGGUGUCCGGGGAGGGACGGCAGAGAGUCCUUGUGUUCACCAACUCUGUCCAGGCCACACACAAGCUGGCCCUUCUCCUGGCUGCCCUCUCAGAAGGCAGUGGAAGAGUGGUGGCAGAAUUCUCCAGCAAGAGGGACAAACGGCAGCAGAUACUUUCACAGUUCACAGCAGGAAAGAUCGAUGUGCUGGUGUCCAGUGAUGCCAUGGCACGAGGGUUGGACAUACCCGACAUUGACCACGUGGUGUCCUACGAUGUUACUGCUGCCACCACGUACGUCCACCGUAUUGGCCGCACAGCCAGGGCAGGUCGGCCUGGCACUGCCCUCUCCCUUGUCACCAAGACAACACUUACAGAGUUCCGGAGGGCACUGUCUGGUGGGGGUGAGGGUGCAUCACAACUUGCUCUCACCCCUGAGGAGUUGGAGCCUUAUGAGCAGCAGUACAUUGAUUCCCUGGCAACCCUCAAGAAGACAUUGGAGGAAGAGGAGCGACAAAAGCGCCAGAACCAGACUAAUGGGAAGGCCAAAAAGAGUAAAAAGAAGCAAAAGCAGAGGCAGAGGAAGCAAAAGAGAGACAAGAGAGCUGCUCGGUUGGCAAGCAACAAAAGUGAGGGCAAGAGGAAAGUCACCGUAAAUGCAAAUCGUUUACAGCAUCACUAGAAAGAUUAGAUUCUUACAAACUGUGGGGUAUCAUGUGUAGUCAAGGAGUGAAAGAAUGAAUGCAACAAAAAAGUUAAUCCUGCCUGGUUCUGGCCAGUGUGAAUGGAUGUGGUCUGGUGCAAGCAAUUGGUACCUGUCUUUUGCUGUUUUUUAUUGGGUCAGUUAGGGUGAUGGGUGAUGGUGGCUGUUUUGUACUAUCAUCCAUGUGAGGAUUAAAUGAACUGUGAUUGUUAUUUUCAUUUGAACAUCAAAUAGAUUAUUUGUGUCUUUUAA